AACCACCAUUGCACCAAAAUAGGCCUUUGGCCGGAAGUGCUGCCGGCCGGCUGGCCGAUGUACCCGGCGUUCUCGGGAACCUCGUCGCCAUGGCAAGGGGAGGAUCAGCCGUCCGAUCUGCAUCCAUCGUCCAAUGGAUGGUCACCGCCGGCAUCGCCAAGGGUCACUCUCCCCUGUUCCCGCGCUCGCGGCACAUCGACCAGCCGGCGCCGGCAAAUAAAAAUCUGAUUUUUAUUGCUUUUUUUUUAAUCUCCUUCUUCUUCGUCUCCACUCUCCUCUUCACCAAAUCAAUCCGGAGCUCGCGCUCGAGCUCUGCCCGCCCAGCUUCGCCGGACGCUCUAUAAAUUCCCCAACCCGGCCGCGGCCGUCCCGAAGACUUCUUCUUCCAGGUUAAUUGAUUCCGAUGGCACCGCCGCCGCUGCUGUUAUUGGAGGAGGGGACGGGCGAGAGCUCGUCGCCGCCCAGGGACGCCACCAAGUCGCCCCACAGCGACCUGCGGCGUAAGAUAUACGAGAAACUGGUGAAGGCCGGCAAGCAGGGAGGGCUUGACGAUUCCUCGUUCCGGGAGAUGCUCUACAACCAUUUCGACAAACUGCCGCGCAGGUAUCUAAUUGACCUGGGCGAGAAGAAGGCCGAGGACGUGCUCCUCCACCGGAGUGUCCUCCAGGAGUGCGCUUUACCAGGAAGCAGCGGUGCCGUCAUCCGCGCUCGCUUCCUCGAGUGCAUUCCAGAUAAAUCGGAUUGCGAGGGCACAAAUCCUGAGUCUGAUCAAUGCCAAAAGUUGGAAGACCUCACUUUGGAGAAGAAACAUGGUGCUGAUAACACGGGCUCUGUGUCUGCCUCGUCAAGGGAUUCAAACCAUAAACUUGUUCAUGAGAUCAUCUUCUCUUGCGUCGACAGGCCUAAACUCCUUAGUCAGCUAACUGCAUUGUUAUCUGAAAUUGGACUGAAUAUUCGUGAAGCUCAUGUUUACUCCACAACCGAUGGCUUUUGUUUGGACGUUUUUGUUGUUGAGGGGUGGAUGACAGAGCGGACAGAUGAGUUGAUCGCAAGGUUGAAGGAUAAGCUAAUGCAACAAAAUGGAGCACCAUCUAGUUCAACAGAUUCUUCUUCCUCGGUGAAAAUACGUGAGCUACGUCAACAGGUUGGAGAUUCUGAAAUUGACUGGAGCAUGGUAGAAAAGGGGGAAAGGAUUGCAUCUGGAUCUACUGCAGACUUAUACAGAGGAACAUAUAAGGGUUCUGAUGUUGCUAUAAAGAUGCUGAGAGUUGCACAUCUCAAUAACGCCUCAGAAGUUGAGUUCUUGCAGGAAGUACUUAUUCUAAGGAGUGUUAAUCAUGAAAACAUCCUUCAGUUUUAUGGGGCAUCCACAAGGCAUCCAAACUGUUGCAUUGUAACAGAAUACAUGCCUGAAGGGAACUUAUAUGAAUUUCUACACAAGCAAAAUGAUCUCCUAGAGAUCAAUGAGAUUCUAAGGAUCGCUAUCAGUAUCUCAAAAGGAAUGGAAUAUCUGCACCGGAAUAACAUAAUCCAUAGAGAUUUGAAGACUGCAAACGUGCUCAAAGGCUACGGACAAGUUCUGAAGAUUGCAGAUUUCGGUGUGUCUAGAAUUGGUAGUCAGGAGGGCCAAAUGACUGCUGAAACUGGAACAUACAGAUGGAUGGCGCCCGAGAUUAUUGACCAUAAGCCUUAUGAUCACAAAGCCGAUGUGUUCAGCUUCGCUAUUGUUCUAUGGGAAUUGAUAACAUUAAAGGUCCCAUAUGACGACAUGACGCCCUUGCAAGCCGCAUUGGGAGUAAGGCAGGGAUUCCGUUUGCAGAUCCCAUCAGGCACGCACCCAGGAUUGUCGAAACUGAUUCGACAGUGCUGGGAUGAAGAUCCUGAAAUACGACCUGCUUUUGGGGAGAUCAUCACACAACUCGAGGACAUGUUACAGCAAGUUCCGGUAGAGACGCCCAAAGGGGGUCAUCAUCGACGGUAUAGGGCCAAAAAGAUCCAAAAGAAAUCAUAGGGUUAGAGAGAAAAUACAGAAAGGUUUAUCUCACAUAUAUUAGCUGCUGCUUUUCCCCAAAGUUCCAACAGCAUGGAGUUGCGUGGGUCAGAGUAUCACAUCUCUUUCCUUUUUUGGAUUUUUGGUGCGUGUGUAACAUAGUGUUUGUAAAAUUGCCUGGCAGCGUGUAGUUCCUUCUCGCAUUUAAUAAACGAUGUAUCUAUAAUGUAUGUGUAGAUGGUAUAUUAUACGCUGAAGCUGAAGGAAAGCAUCAAUGUCAUCAUUUUUCUACUA
Molecule: messenger RNA, 2284 nt
Organism: Brachypodium distachyon (stiff brome)
Lineage: Eukaryota; Viridiplantae; Streptophyta; Magnoliopsida; Poales; Poaceae
Product: serine/threonine-protein kinase STY46
Exons: 14
Coding region: 404-2011 (535 amino acids)
Biological process (GO): protein phosphorylation
Molecular function (GO): protein kinase activity; ATP binding
Source: RefSeq, a predicted model, not a curated record